UCUAGCCCACCCUCUCUAUGUUCCCAUGUCGUGAUGUCUCCUUGCGGGCGGCGCGAGUGGGUGACGUCAUCGGGACGCGCCGUGCCGGUCAGCCAGCCUCUGCCCAUGUGUUUGUGUUGGGCUCCAGUGCAGUGAUGGGGGUCUUCGCGGGUCCGGUGCUGAGGCUUCCCAGGCUGAAGUCACUCAACAGGCUUCAGGUUAUAAUACAACAUUUAAGAAUGUCUGGGACUGCAGAUUCUUCAGCUGAGGUCCUGCUUGAGAAAAAAGGAUGUGCCGGUGUUAUAACAGUGAACAGACCAAAGGCUCUGAAUGCAUUAAAUCUUUCCAUGAUUAGAAAGAUAUAUCCGCAGCUAAAGAAAUGGGAACAAGAUCCUGAUACUUUUCUAAUAAUCAUAAAGGGUGUUGGAGACAAAGCUUUUUGUGCAGGGGGUGACAUCAGAGCUGUCACUGAAGCAGGAAGAUCUGGAGAUAGAUUGGCACAAGACUUCUUCAGAGAAGAAUAUAUCUUGAACAAUGCCAUUGGUACCUGCCAGAAACCCUAUGUGGCACUUAUUAAUGGAAUUACGAUGGGAGGUGGUGUUGGUUUGUCUGUUCAUGGACAUUUCACAGUUGCUACGGAGAAGACUCUUUUUGCAAUGCCAGAGACUGCAAUAGGUCUUUUUCCUGAUGUGGGUGGGGGCUACUUCCUGCCAAGACUUUCAGGGAAGCUGGGCUAUUAUCUUGCCUUGACAGGAUAUAGGUUGAAAGGAAGAGAUGUGCACAAAGCAGGAAUUGCAACUCACUUCAUAGAAGCGGAGAAGGUGGCUGCUUUAGAAAAAGAUCUGACAGAAUUACAGUCCCCCUCAAAGGAAAAUGUUGGUGAGAUCUUGGAUUUGUACCAUAAGAAGUGCAAACUUGAUCAAGAAAAAGACUUCAUUCUUGGUGAACACAUGGACAAAAUUAACAGUCUAUUUUCAGCAAACAGCAUGGAAGAGAUAAUUCAGAAACUAAAGAAAGAUGGCUCUCCUUUUGCACUGAAAGAACUAGAGACAAUUUCUAAAAUGUCGCCAACAUCUUUAAAGAUGACCUUCAGGCAGCUUAGAGAAGGAGCUUCCUUGAGUCUGCAGGAGGUACUUGUCAUGGAAUAUAGAUUGAGCCAAGCAUGCAUGCGAGGCCAUGACUUCUAUGAAGGUGUCCGUGCAGUUAUUAUUGACAAAGACCAGUCACCAAAGUGGAAGCCAGCUGCUUUAGAAGAAGUAACAGAUGAAUUUUUGGACUCAUGCUUUAAGUCUCUUGGAACCAGUGAUCUCAAAUUACAAUAGAUUUGGACUAAUGCCAGCCUAAGCAUUCGGUUUUUUAAUUCUAACUUUCUUUAACACAGUGUAUGGAUGAUUAUGAAUGUAUCAUGCAAAGAGAUAGUGAGCAUUGAGUGAAAUACUUAUUGCUUAUUAUAUAAUGGAGAAGGCCUACAUUUUUACAGACAAGUACAGGAAUAGCGGGAGUUAUUGGGGUACUGCCAUAGAGGCAUUAAAGCUCUAGGAUGAGAGCUGCAUUAUGUGUUUACACAUUUUUACUUCUCUGUGUAAAAUAAAACAUAUUAAUAUAGAGGCUCAGAUAUUCUUGGAUCAUCUAAAAUAAUAGAAAUUUAAUUAUGCUAGAUAGGUGACAUAGUUAAACAGUGGCCCAAACAAGAUUUGGGGAAGUGAUCCAUUGGGAUGGGGUUCAAAGGAAAAUUGAGCAGUCACCUAAAAGUAAAUGAUGUGGCUAAUGUACCCUGUCCACCUCUGACUACUUUGACCUUAUAAAUCAGGAUUGGAUUUGUAAUGAGAUGAAUAGUAUCCAUGAAAAUGUGUUUUUCUAUUUUGAGUUUCACUAAGUUUCACUAGCUGUUGAAGUUAAUUGAUUAAAACUAACUAAAUAUGUACAUGACUUAGAAAAAGAUCUUUAAAAAGAACAAUAUCUUCAUGCCUUCCAGCAUAAAAGAAGCAUUUCUUUUGUGUUAAAAAAUGAUUUGUUGUUUUAAUUAAUCUAGAGAAUCAAGAUUAUCAGAAGGUUUGUAAUUUAUUGAUGUACCUGAUCUAUACUAGUGUUAGUCAAAGUAGUGGCUUAUGGACUAGAAAAUUGCCAGUCAUCCAUUUUCAGUAUGGCCUUAUAUCUAGUCUUUCACCUAUUUUAGACUCAAAUGGAGACAUUAGAACAGUAAAUAUUAAUAACAGCAGCAAUAAAUAAAGAGUACUAUAAGAAGCA
Sceloporus undulatus (fence lizard) is the source of this 2226-nucleotide messenger RNA. RefSeq names its product 3-hydroxyisobutyryl-CoA hydrolase (gene HIBCH). Bases 18 to 1301 code for a protein of 427 amino acids. The transcript is spliced from 14 exons. Lineage: Eukaryota; Metazoa; Chordata; Lepidosauria; Squamata; Phrynosomatidae. Gene Ontology annotation, biological process: L-valine catabolic process. The record is from RefSeq and is a predicted model, not a curated record. Gene Ontology annotation, cellular component: mitochondrion. Gene Ontology annotation, molecular function: 3-hydroxyisobutyryl-CoA hydrolase activity.